Molecule: messenger RNA, 1339 nt
Organism: Cebus imitator (Panamanian white-faced capuchin)
Lineage: Eukaryota; Metazoa; Chordata; Mammalia; Primates; Cebidae
Product: olfactory receptor 7C2
Exons: 2
Coding region: 220-1182 (320 amino acids)
Biological process (GO): G protein-coupled receptor signaling pathway
Cellular component (GO): membrane
Molecular function (GO): olfactory receptor activity; G protein-coupled receptor activity
Source: RefSeq, a predicted model, not a curated record
UUCUCCCCUGCUGCUGCUGCUCAGCAUAUGCAACCUUGGGUUCAAUGAGACAUGGUUGUUUCCUUUGGAGUCCUUGCUCUGACUCAGCUACCGAUGCUUUCCUGUCUCUUACUGUCUCAGGACAAAGCUUCAGUCUCCAUCAUUGACCAUCCGGGGAGGUAGUCACACAUCCACGUGGAUGCCUUCCUCUCAGAAGACCCAACGAGAAACACCAACCAGAUGAAAGCAGGGAAUGAUACACAAAUUUCAGAAUUCCUUCUUCUGGGAAUUUCAGAGAAACCAGAAUUUCAGCCCUUCCUCUUUGGGCUGUUCCUGUCCAUGUACCUGGUCACUGUGCUCGGGAACCUGCUCAUCAUCCUGGCCAUCAGCUCAGACUCCCACCUCCACACCCCCAUGUACUUGUUUCUCUCUAACCUAUCCUUUGCUGACAUCUGUUUCACGUCCACGACCAUCCCAAAGAUGCUGGUGGAUAUCCGAACAGAAAGCAAAAUGAUCACUUUUGCAGGCUGCCUCACCCAGAUUUUUUUUUUCGUUGCAUUUGGAUGCCUGGACAAUUUACUCUUGACCGUGAUGGCCUAUGACCGGUUUGUGGCCAUCUGUCACCCCCUGCACUACACGGUCAUCAUGAACCCCCGACUCUGUAGACUGCUAGUUCUGGGGUCCUGGUGCAUCAGUGUCAUGGUUUCCAUGCUCGAGACCUUGACCAUUUUGAGGCUGUCCUUCUGCACAAACAUGGAAAUUCCACACUUUUUUUGUGAUGUUCUCGAAGUCCUGAAGCUUGCCUGUUCUGAAACCCUUGUCAAUAACAUCGUGAUAUAUUUUGUGACAAUUGCAAUGGGUGUUUUUCCUCUCUCUGGAAUCCUAUACUCUUAUUCUCAGAUUUUCUCCUCCAUCCUGAGAGUAUCACCUGCCCGAGGCCAGCACAAAGCCUUUUCCACCUGUGGGUCUCACCUCUCAGUGGUCACCCUGUUCUAUGGCACGGGCCUUGGGGUCUAUCUCAGUUCUGCAGCUACACCAUCUUCUAGGACAAGUCUGAUGGCCUCGGUGAUGUACACCAUGGUCACCCCCAUGCUGAACCCCUUCAUCUACAGCCUGAGGAACAGGGACAUAAAGGGGUCCCUGGGGAGACUCCUCCUCAGGGCAACAACUCUCAAUAAGGGGACCACUGCCAAACUCUCAUGAAUAGCGGUGAACACAAUAUUGAGGCCAGAUUGGCCUCCUUUAGCCAAUAUUUUGACCUCUGCUUUUAUGCAUUUGGAGUGGGGCAGGGAAGGCGUCUCACUCUGUUGCCCAGGCUGCAGUGCAGUGGCACAAUCUCAGCUCACUGCAACCUCCGUCC